Messenger RNA from Candidula unifasciata, 1200 nucleotides. The record is from the annotation of a GenBank genome assembly. Lineage: Eukaryota; Metazoa; Mollusca; Gastropoda; Stylommatophora; Geomitridae.
AUGAGCACUCUAGCCUCAGAACCUAGAGAGAUUAUACCCGAAGUAGGCAAUGUCACAACCAGUUUUGACACCCAGAUAGUGCCUAGUUACCGCAACUCCCGUAACUCUUGUCGCCCUCUGGUGUACGUAACCCGUCGCAUCCCACAACAAGGCGUGGACAUUCUCUUGAACGCCUGCGAUGUGAAGCAGUGGGACUCCGAGCAGGCAGUGCCCAAAGGAGAACUGCUGUACAGUGUGGUGGGUGUGGAGGGAAUCCUGUGUAUGCCCAGUGACAGCAUCGAUACUGAUGUUCUGGAUGCUGCUGGUCCUGGGCUGAGGGUCGUGGCAACCAUCUCCCAUGGGACUCAGCACAUUGAUGUCAAGGAGUGCCUCAAAAGAGGCAUCCACGUGAUCACCUGUCCAAAACAACCCACAGAGGUAUUGGCUGAGCUGACCGUUGCCCUUGUGCUGCUGACCAUCAAGGAGUCACAGACAGAAGCGGAGAAGCUGACCAGUUGCUUAGUUCAGACAUCAGAUUUAAACUACAACAACAUGGAUGAGCUCAACAACUUGGUUGUCGCCCCCAACCCAAGACCUCAGUUGAUGAGGCGCCUCUCCGAGGAGCAGCUGGCCUUCCAGUGGACCAAUGGAAGACCCGGAAAUAUGAACUGUCCAACCUGGCGUAACAUCGUUAGGAAGACGUUUGGAAUUUAUGGAAUGACCAGAUUGGGACUAAGUGUGGCCAAAAUUCUCAAAAAUGUUGGUGCAUGUGAUGUUUUGAUUGCGGAUAAGGAUGCUGAGCUGGAUAACUUCAAUGCCAACAUCCAACAGACUGACUGUGACUUUGUGUCUUUUGAGAAACUUCUGGAGAAAUCUGAUGUCAUCUGUGUGUGUGGAUCUGUUGGCGAGCAGUCUAAGGAGGUAUUCUGCAGAGAUUCCUUCCAGAAGAUGAAAAACCAGGCCAUCCUAAUUGCUUCGCAGAGUCAGGAGGAUGCAAUUGAUUAUGUGGAUUUGUACACUGCGUUACGGGACGGACAGAUCAAGGCUGUGGGCCUCAACGAUUGCAACCAGGAGUCAGUUCCAUUGAAGACCUUGUUCUUGGGCUUGAAGAACUGCACGUUUUUGCCUCAGACAGAGGAGAGUGUCUAUGACAUGAGGCACAAGGUGUCCGUACUUAUUGCGAAGAAUCUCACCGAAGCUUUGAAGAUGGACAGCAAAUAA